This is a messenger RNA of Ciona intestinalis (vase tunicate), 1957 nucleotides long. Lineage: Eukaryota; Metazoa; Chordata; Ascidiacea; Phlebobranchia; Cionidae. The record is from RefSeq and is a predicted model, not a curated record.
AUUUUAUCUGGUGCUCAAAUAACAUUGUUGGUUAUUUGGUUAAUGGAUUAAAUACCUAAUCUACCGAUUGUAGAUAGGUUUUUUUAAAUAGAUGUUUAGUUAACGAGAGAAAUGAGGUUAUUUGUUUGUGUACCGAGAUGGCUAAGAAUAGUAAGCAAGCAUAGUUAAGUGUUUGUGUGAAGCGAGUCGACCCCGCGCUCUCUUAAUAUAGCAAGCGUUUUAUCUUCUCAUGUUUCCGGGGCAUUGGAUUGCUUUUAGUUGCAGCUAUAAACACCCCGCAUUGUAGUAAGGCGGUAGGCAGGCCUAUAGCAACUCGACCGCAGAAGUAGAAACAUGAAUGCAACUGUUGAGAAUGGGAUUGAAGUGUUGCUGACAGAAACGCAUGAUCCUUCAUUCGCAGUCAAAAUGUCAAUCUCCGUGGCAGUUGGAUUUUUUUUUGUUUUCGGUUCCACCGGGAGUUUCUGCACCAUUGUAGUGAUACUUAGCAACAAAAGCUUGCACACAAUUGCCAACUUCUUCAUAUUGAGCCUGUGUGUAUCUGACCUUACUUCUGCACUCGUGUGUUCCCCUCUAUGGUUGUAUAGAAGGACAUGGGGUUACAAUAGAUGGCAAUGGGGAGAGUUUUUAUGCAAAUUCUAUUGGGUGAGCGACUUAGCAACAAGCUAUGUUACUUCAAUGCACAUUCUUUCCUUCGCCGCAUUGAGGUUUAUAGCAGUAAGACGACCUUUCCAAAUCUCGUCAAUCUCAAAACGUGUGACUCUAAUGUAUAUAACCUCCUUAUGGCUGUUAGCCUUGGUACUUGCUUUACCGCUUGGGUUUUUCAUGGGGGUGCAGUAUGACAGGGCCACUCACUCAGUUGGGGAUUCUUGGCCCUCAUGUUCCAUGUUAAACGACAACAAGGGCGGGUGCUGUGUGUCCAACUACAGCGUUUAUUUCUCUAUCAUCAACCCCCUUAUGUUCUAUGUUCCAGAAGUUAUAAUAAUCAUACUCUCGGCAACGAUUAUUUUCACUUUGUUGAAGAAGCGACGGUGGAGACGUCGUUUUAUAGCGAGGAAGAAAAACACGUCUGUAUUUGCGUCAAAGCCGAUUCCUAGUGUGGAAGAUGCAGCAGUUAAUGUGGGAGCAGUGAGUAACGUAAUUCAAACUGCAAUCACACCGGUCACGCAUAGGUUUCGGGGUCUCUUCAUACGUCAAAGCAGUGUGCCGGACUCAGUUACUCAAAUGGAGAAAUCUACAUUUGUUCAGCUUACGCUUAUAGUCGUGUCUUUUAUGAUUGGGUAUAUUCCUUUCACAGUUUACUGUGUAUGGGCUUCUACUACGCCAGAAGAAGCAAAGGGCAAUAGCACAGAUUAUUGGUUCGGUGCAGUUUCUUACCUCUGCCUGAGAUUUAGUGAGUGUUUAAAUCCGAUAGUUUACCUCCUGGGGUCUUCUGCUCUCAGAGACGCAACGAAACAGCUUUUUCAAAAGUUCAAAUGCACGAAAAAUUAACCAGAGUUUAAAAUUUAUAUGAAAGAACUGAACUUUAUCGUUUCAUCAUUUAGUUAAAACGCUCUGAGAUGUACAUUUUGAGAUUCAAUUAUUUAUUCAGUUUAAUUUUUUCCCUGAUUCUAUAUCAGUAUCUUGCUAAAAAUUCACUGUACGUCAAGAAAUAUUUAGAAACGGAACCAACAACGGCAUUCUGGAACGGGAGAAUGGCCUAUAGCAACGCUGGCAUUAUCUACCCCUGUUAUUUGGCAUCGCCUAUUGGUCUCAACUCAGCAUGCCUUUUAAAAGUUCACGUUCCCACCACUCAAAAGAAUGUGUAACCUAUUUUCUUUGAACUAUGAUGUCAAAGCCGAUGCCUUUAGCCCAUACUGACCUUAUACUUGCGUUUGGACAUUGCGGGAAAUUUCUGUUGUCCAUUUUUUGUUUUCCAGUUGUUUUUCGCACUGUACGUAAUACACCUCACAGAUAAUUU